Elgaria multicarinata webbii is the source of this 1374-nucleotide messenger RNA. Its product is annotated as SUN domain-containing protein 3-like. NCBI's taxonomy places the organism in Eukaryota, Metazoa, Chordata, Lepidosauria, Squamata, Anguidae. Gene Ontology annotation, cellular component: meiotic nuclear membrane microtubule tethering complex; nuclear envelope. The transcript has 13 exons. The record is from RefSeq and is a predicted model, not a curated record. The coding region runs from base 40 to 1374 and encodes 444 amino acids. Gene Ontology annotation, molecular function: protein-membrane adaptor activity.
UCUCAGAACACAUCCAGUUGUCACUUCAACUUCUCAACAAUGAACGGAAGACGCUCUCUGCGAAGAAGUCCAGACCAAGACUUUGAAGAUAACCCAAAUGCUUGUGACAAUACUCCCAGUGGGUCAAGAGGAUCAGGCAGGGAGCAGCCAAGGAACUGGUACUUGCACAAUUCCGUGGGAAAUUGCCCCAGAAACUCUAUUAGCUCCUCUAGCCAAGUGACUUCAAAUAAUGAAGAGGGACAAGAACGUGAGGGACAUGCAUCAGAAAGAGGACAAGUGAUGUUUACCCGAGAAGUCGUUCGAAGGCAGGACAGCUCUAGUACCUUGCCAUCUGCCAGUUCUCAGCGGAGUGUGCUAAGAUGUGUAUGCAAUGUUCCUUGCCUUGUGAUGCUGCCUGUUAUCUGCCUCCUAGAAAACCUCUUGGAGGCUUGCAUCUGUGUAAGAAACCAGUUCACUAUGGCAAACUGUACGAAGUCUUUCAAGUUCUUGUUAAUAGCAGUCCCAUUCAUCUAUGGUGCCAUUUACUGCUUGUGUCUAUACAUGAAAUUGUCAGAUGGUUUGUCAUCCAAGGAGCUCACACAGCUAUAUGAAACUGAGCUGAAAUCACUGUGGAAGUCUCAAAAUCAGCUUGAAGAAAAAAUCCAUGAAAUGCAAGGCUUUAAAAAGGAGAUGGAUAAGCUGUGGGCCGAGAUCAGUGGCAUCAAUGAAGGCAUCCUGCUUUCUGCAAAGCAAAUCCUCGAGGACAGCAACAUCCCGGGAGAGAACAAAGAUCAAGUGCUUGCAAUGAUCAACCUGACUUUUAAGAAGAUAUAUGAGGAUCACGUACAAAUGGCUGAUUGGGCUCAAAAAACAAUAGGUGCCACCAUUGAUAAAGGCAGGACAUCUAAGAGUUACGAUCCUGAUAAUCUGGAGAACUGCUGGUUUAGGUCAUUGUUUAUGUCUUCAGCAAAGCCCCCUGAUACCGUUCUACAGCCAGAUGUUUAUCCUGGAAACUGCUGGGCUUUCCAAGGAUCUGAGGGCCAAGUAGUAGUUAAGUUGCCUGAAAAAAUACAACCAACAGCAGUUACAGUUCAGCACAUCUCCAAAGCAAUCUCUCCUUCGGGAGGAGUCACCAGUGCCUUGAAGGACUUCUUGAUUUAUGGCCUAAACGAGGAAACAGAAGAAGAAACUCUACUGGGGACAUUCAUGUAUGAUAUCGAGAAGGAAGCCAUUCAGACGUUCCAGCUGAAGAAUGAACAUGCAAACCAGUUUCUGUACAUAAAGUUCAAGGUGCAGAGCAAUUGGGGCCAUCCGGAAUUCACCUGCAUUUAUCGAGUCCGGGUGCAUGGGAAGAUGGUCAACUACUCGAGCCCUUUGGAUGAAGGCAGGGGGUGA